UCUGAGUUCAAGACCUCACCAUUCCAUUGUGUUUGUGAAUGAGCUCGCCGGCGAGAUCAUCGGUUUCGGCGACCAGCGGAGGCUGUGGAGGCGGGAGCAGUAGCAACGUGGCCUUCUGCGACGAUGCAUCCCCCUAUCAUUUCCCACCUGAGCUCAUCUCUGCUCACGAUCGCAAGGAGGAAGCCCUCUCCGCGCUGAAAUCGGAGCUGAUGACGGCAUUGCAGAAGGAGGUGAAAUCACUGGACGAGGAUAGUUGGAUGUUCUCUCGUCCUCGCUCUCAGAUCAACCUCAUCUCCAGACCUGGUGGAUAUGCUCACAAGCUAACAGAAACACAUGAUGGAGAACCGGAGAAGGGAAAAGAAGCGCCUCCUGAAGCAAACAUUGCAAAAAGAUGAUCCAGAUAAGAUAACACUCUAAACAACAACAUCAUGAUUAUAAUGCUGUUUAUAUACCUAAAGAAUUGCCAAACAACGGAGUUGGUUGUGUUUAAGAAUGGGCCAGCUACAGAGACACUUUCCUCUCUUUCUAUCUAUCUAUCACUUUGGAGUUUGGAAUCAUCAAUAUGAACAACACUAUUAAAUAAAGCAACUUAAGUAA
Molecule: messenger RNA, 597 nt
Organism: Dioscorea cayenensis subsp. rotundata (Guinea yam)
Lineage: Eukaryota; Viridiplantae; Streptophyta; Magnoliopsida; Dioscoreales; Dioscoreaceae
Product: protein SAMBA
Exons: 3
Coding region: 39-395 (118 amino acids)
Biological process (GO): negative regulation of organ growth
Molecular function (GO): anaphase-promoting complex binding
Source: RefSeq, a predicted model, not a curated record